Messenger RNA from Dreissena polymorpha, 1736 nucleotides. RefSeq lists its product as uncharacterized. The record is from RefSeq and is a predicted model, not a curated record. Gene Ontology annotation, molecular function: zinc ion binding; nucleic acid binding. The transcript has 2 exons. The coding region runs from base 165 to 1736 and encodes 523 amino acids. Lineage: Eukaryota; Metazoa; Mollusca; Bivalvia; Myida; Dreissenidae.
AGUACUCCGCGUUACAUCGUAUAGCGGAGUACUUUUGUCCUGACGGACAUGAGAAAACAAACCGGUUUUGCGAGUUUGUUUUGUGUAUUGCUAUUUAUAGAAAUAAAUAGCGAUAGAAAUCAGUUCUAGCGAAGGCGUCAACGUGGCAAGAUCGUGCACCGAAAAUGGAGGAACAUAUACACCUGAUCAGCGAAAUAGUCGAUGAAAAGUUGAAAUCUUCUUUAACUGAACAUAAGAAUGCAAUGCUUCAUGACCUGGAACGCAUUGUAGAAAAGAUAAGUUCAAAAACUAAUGUUACUCAGUUAACUCAAAUUUCGAACAUUGUAUCAGGUAUACCAUCUUUUAAACGAAAAUCAAGUGAAGAGCAAUUUAAGCAUAAUGCGAAAGUAAAUUUGGCAUUAGAGGAAGUAGAAAGUUCGUUGUCGAAUAGAAAUAUUGAAGAAACGCGAAACAAAAUCGCGGAAGUCAAAGCUAUGGUGGCUCACCGACAGAAGCUAAUACGUUUAGCUGACGAAUCAGAGUUGGGGUGGAGGUUCGUAAGCGAAUACGAGUCCAACCCGCUGGCAUCUGACUCCGAAGACGAAAAGAGGAUGUACAGGGCAGAGGCGCGGGCAAACAAAAAGUUAAAAGCGGAAAAAUCGAAAAAAUCACGAGGCGCGCGCAACGGGCCGUACCGGAAGCCGAUGGUUGCACAAAACAAUGCAACCCAGGGGAUGUCGAUGAGACAGCCGUUGAGACGCCCAGGGCUGUGUUUCGCUUGUGGCAAGCCGGGGCAUUGGAAAGGGGCAGCUGAAUGUCCAGCAAGCAGCUCUAACAAUAAGAUAAGUAGUUUUAUGUUUGGGACACCGCUAUCCAUAAAAUGGGUAGUUCCUAUUCCGUCGGAAAAAGGUAUCGUACUUAAACAUGUAAACACAGAAAUUGAUCUAAAGGAUCCUAUUAAAGAGAUUGAUACCGGAAGUUCUCCGGUUAGUAGACUGAAGGCACACGUGGCCAAGUGGCAAGAGGCUACUGAUAGUAAGUAUAUUUUAGAUGUAGUAAGUGGUGGGUACAAGAUUCCAUUAAUAACUGUACCCAAACAUUCUCAGAUGAAAAAUAAUUACUCAGCGAGAGUAAAUUCCGUAUUUGUAGAAAGCGAAAUAAAAGCUUUAUUAGACAAAGGUAUUGUUUCAAGAUGUAACGAGAUUCCACAUAUUGUUAAUCCGCUAACAGUAGCAUUUAAUAAGAAAGGGAAGCCACGAUUAGUUCUAGAUUGUAGGUAUAUUAAUCCACACUUGCACCAGUUUAAAGUAAAAUUUGAAGACAUUAAAGUUGCUGAAACUUUGUUUGAGAAAAAUUCCUUUUUAUUUACUUUCGAUAUUAAAGGAGCAUAUCAUCACAUUGAUAUAUUCAUGGAACAUAGAAAAUAUUUAGGUUUUAGCUAUCAAGACAAUAGCAAACAGUGUUAUUAUGUGUUUAACUCGCUUCCAUUCGGCAUAAAAACAGCCGGUCAUAUAUUUACUAAACUGCUUAGAGUUGUAGUAGCAUUACUUAGAUCAAAAGGACUUAAAAUAGUUAUGUUUUUGGAUGAUGGUAUUGGCGGAAAUGUAGUAUAUGAGAGAGCAUUGUGUGCCAGUGAAUUUACGAGAAAUACCCUGGUAGAUUUUGGCUUUUUAUUAGCCGAAUUGGAUUCCUUCUCAGAGAGUAGAAUGGCUAGGGCAUGUGCUCGAUAUGCAUACAAAUCGGUUGUUCAUUACUGA